CCUUGCGCGGUGGCGGGCGGGAUGCAGCUUCCUUCCGUAGGGGCUUCCCGAGGCAGAGCUCGGUUGCGCCGGCGCUUUCUAGCGGGGCUGGCGGCGGUCUGUCAAUCUGCACGUCCCGUUUUGCCCCGUGCACGGCCACACCCUGAGCGGGAGGCGCAUCUUUGCGAGGCUGACGGACGGACUGCUGCCGCCACCCUCCGCCUCCUCACAGGUCCGCCGCCACACGACGGCUCGAAGCAAGUCCCUGCGCGGCUGCCGCCCCAGACAUGCGCCUCCACAGCGGGGAGAAGCUGGCGAGGGCUCCUUCCUUGCCGGAGGCUGCUCGCGACCAACUCCUUGACUUGGUGCCGCUCCCGCCUGUGGGCAGUCGGCUUCGAGGGACUCAGAAGAGCAUACCUGGCAAAUGGAAAUGAGGACACCAUAGACACACUUGGGAGGCGAAAAAGUUUUACACUGCAAGAAGCGUCGUGAGAAAAGUGCCGAAAUAAAGCCUGUUGUUUUGCUACUUAGGGUUCCUUUCCCCCUGAGCUCUGAACCCGUUCCUCGGCAAUAUUUAAUUCCUCCUGGCAGGACUUGCAGCAAUAAUUUCAAAGGAAACCCCUACUUUGAAAGGGGAAUUCUUGAAAGAAAGGCAAGGUGCUCUGGGCUUGGAGUGGGACAUGAGGAGUAAAAGGAGCUGGGAGCCUGCCUGAUCAGAAUGAAACAGGUGCUGAAAGAUGUUUCAAAUCUGCUGCUAGUUGUGCUCUGUGAUUAUGUUCUUGGAGCAGUGGAAGGUCUUCUCUUGGAGCAACCAACUCAUGUAGCUUUAAGCAAUGGCACAGUGUCAGUAGGCUUCCAGAAUUAUUAUGACAGCAAUGUGACAUUGAAAAACAGCUCCAUACUGCUAAUAGAUGCCAGCACCAACCAAACUGUUGCCAAAAAAAAGCUUCCACAAAACCAGUACCAAGGUAUUGUUGACUUCGAGUGCUUUUAUUUUAAAAGCGCGGGGAACUACCAGUUCAAAAUGGCGUCUGAGAUCAGCAAUGGCACCAAUAGCCUGUGGAAUGUAGAGGAUAUCCCAUUAAGUGUGACAUGGCCUGUAUUUCACAUUGAUUUGAGGAGGAUCUCAAAGGGACUUGGGAGUUCCCUUCAAGUUGGGCUGUUUACCAAUGAACAUUUAUGUCCAAUGAACAAGACAGUGGCUUCUCUGGAUAUAAUACUGACUAGCACCUUAUAUGAACUAGGGCAAUUGAUUGCAAAUGAGACUGUGGGAUUGAGAACUAGCAAAGAACUUGCCCUCUCUAAAUCCCAGUGGGUGAAAGUUGACUGCCAUUUGGUUGGCCAAGUGGCUUAUAUUACUGUAUUACUGAAAUCAACAGAUACCCAUUCAGUCAUUGCUUCAACAGGACCUGUAGACCUCGUGCAUAGAUUUGGAUACCAGCUAACUGUGGUACAAGAAGCGAUCUGUGACUCUUCAGUUGUGGUUUCUGUCAUUUCACCUCCUUGUACUUCUACUGGUGGGCGCGUCACUGUGUUCAAAGAUACCCUUGGGCCUCCUGGCCAAAGGGCACUAAAGCGCCACGAAGGCAUCAUGAAUCCAGAGGACAGCCAGAUGGAGUUCAACUGUACAUUGUUCGAUGAAGGCACAAACAAAUACUGUUUUGAAUUUAGCCAUUUGAGACCAACCAGUUCGCCACCAAGAGCCAAAGAAUGUGUUCUAAUCCAAAGGAAUGUUGGAUACUGGAGCCUUUGGCAGGCCUGGAGUCCAUGUAAUGUGACCUGUGGAGAUGGCAUCCGAAAGCGCUACCGAGAGUGCCUCACAUCAUUCCCAGUCAUGACCAAACAAAAUUGUACUGGGAGACUGCAGGAGACCUCUCCGUGCUCUUUGGAGGCAUGCUCCACCACGAAGUCGUCGCCCAUCGUACCACUGGAUCCUGAAAGUGGACAGAGCACCAAUAAUCUAGUAACUGUCACUGGCAUAUCCUUGUGUUUAUCCAUCAUCUUUGCAACCAUCCUUAUCACCCUAUGGAGGAAGCUUUGCAGAGCCCAAAAAUGCAGCACCCCCAUCCGCUGCGACUCUGCCCACUCGCCUAGCUUCCGGAAGAACUCUGAUGAGGAAAGCAUCUGUCAAAAGCGACAGCAGCGAGUCAGCUUUUCUGAGGGAGGAGAGGCCUCUUGUGCAUCUCUUGGAGAACCUACUGACAUACCCUUGAAUUUCAGAAGAAGCCUUCAUUUUGCUCAAGAAGAUGAAGGAGCUUCCACUGGUGAGAGCUUUCAGUCCAAUGCUAAAAAAAUAAUCCCUCCUAUUUUCAGCUACCGCCUUGCACAGCAGCAGCUGAAAGAGAUGAAGAAAAGGGGGCUUACGGAAACAACAAAGGUUUAUCAUGUAUCUCAGAACCCUUUGACUGACACUGUGGUCAAUACUUCUGUGAGCACAGAAAGCCAAGAGGCAGCGUCUGCAAACAAAUUUAGAAUCAAGUCUCCUUUUUUGGAGCCAACACUUGGUCAUCUCACACUAUCACAGGACAGGCCGUGUUCCAGGGUGGAUUUUAUAAUCUCGCAGGCCAAUCCUAUCCUUAGCCCUAGUCAGUCCCUAAUGAGAAGAGGUCAUCCAAGGUAUCCAGAUAACAAAGGAGAGCAGCUAGAGAGGGGCUACCCAAGAAGUUCACAGUUCAGAAGAACAGCUAGUUUUCAUGAAUCUAGAAAAUCCAAACCAUUCAGAAAGAGAAGCAUGUCCACCCUUACACCAUGCCAUACCUCACACUCUUAUUACGGAGCUAGAAUGUGGAAUCAUGUUCCAGAGGAACAGCAUCAGCUGCAGUCUAAAGUCCUCAGUCAAAACACCGAAGAGCUUAAGCUGUGUUAUGGCACAGGUUUAAUCAAUGAACCAGAGACCUAUGGGGUACAGAAUGCUCAUAAAUGGGAUGCCCCAGAGAAGAAAGCAGAUCUGGUCAGCAGUUGCCAACCUGGGUUGCAGGGGCUGUGCGUGGAUGGAUCAGAGCAGAAGAGAAACAGAAGGGGCCCUCUUCUGAGCCAUACGGAUGCUUGGAGGAAAGAACCUACUAUGCUGCCUGUCAGUCAUGAAAGAGGUCUUGCUCUCAGCCCUACUCAGUACAGAAAGAGCAAAUGCCAGAGCUUCCCAUCUGAUCCGGAAUACCACUUCUACGACAACACUACUUUUGGACUAACUGAAUCGGAGCAGCAAAUGAUGGACCUGCCUGGAUAUUUUGGCUCCAACGAAGAGGACGAAACAAGUACCUUGAGCAUUGAAAAACUGGUGCUCUGAGGACAAUGUUCCAAUAUUGCAGCAACACAGAACCCGUGGGCUAAUGUGAAACAUGGCAAGAAGCCUUUGGUUUUCUAAAAAUGCAAUAAUGGAAGCAAAGUGCCAUUUCUUUCACAGGAUGCCCAGCUGUUACUGCAUUUCGUACUGCAAAUACACACUGAAUCACUUUGGGAAAGCUAAUGAAAAAUGAUAUCCUGGCUUAGAAACAAGUUCUCAAUUCUUUUGCACUGAAAAAUGCCCUGACCCAGUCAUUGUUUGGCUUUGCAUGCUUAGAUUCUUCUCUUCAAGAUUUCCCCCAUCCUAAAGAAUAAAAUAAAAAAACAUUUUAAGAGCUGAUUCUAUAGGCUGUCCUGCCCUGACCCAGCAGGAUGAAAUCCCUGGAAUGUGGCAUUUCCCCCAAGGCCCAUGAGUGCAGCCUUGGACCUCUACAUUUGUGCUGUCAUGAAGAUUAAAGAAUACAGUUUAGUAGUUUGUGCUGGGGUUAUAGUAGCAGCUGGGGCACAAUUGGAUUGCUCUAUUUUUUCUUAAACCAGCACUGUAUUACUGGAUUCUGCUUUGGGGUUUAAACCAUUGUUGUGUCAGAGCAACUAAACAAACUUGAUAGGCCUUAGAUUUAGCCAAGGGUCUCUAGAUCAUAGUUUUCAUGUCUGGUUACAGAGCAGUCCUCUGCUUUAGAGAGGAAGGAGGGUUACUUUCAAACAAAUGGUCUUCUACCUACAGGGAAACAUUUACACUGGUCUCACCCUGGAGGAUGAGGGGUUUGCAGUACACUUUGGAUUCUGGUUUCCUUUGGAAGGAGAGUCACUGCAAAUUGACAGUGUAUUUGUAAUAUUUGAUUUAUUUACACAAAUAUCCAGGUUGAACAUUGGAUGAAGAUAACAUAUUCUUAGAAGUCAGCAGCAGAUUACAUCAGCAAGGCCAAACUCUGAAUCCUGCAAUGUGACACCUCUCUCAGAUCCUUCCUUCAGUCCACCAUGUUGCUUUCCACACUAGGUUCACACACGCACAUCUGGGGUGGGGGGCAGCGGUGGCGGCAAAGGAGAGAUCAGAGAAUCUUCCCAUUAGUCUCUGCCAGGAAGCAGGAAGUAUGUGACUCACAUUUCCAAAUGGCAUCCUCCUUCAGGAUGAAAGUUCAGAAUCAGCAACAGUAAUAUUAACUUACAAAAGAAUAGCCAGUCAGCUAACUACUCCAAACUCUCAACAAUAUACUUUCCAGACUUCAAGAAGCUACUCCUGAAGUAUCUUUUCAAAAUUAGUCCGGUUUAUCAUUUGGGGCUCUUUCUUGAUUGAUGGGCAGUUGGUUCUAGAAGUUUGAUCCCUUCUGAAAGUAAAAAACAUAGACUGAAACAGAACUUUUAAAAGUAGUUUAUCAUACUUUAGUUUAUCAAAUUGUAGAUAUUGGGGAGGAGAGGAACUUUACUCCCCACUCCUACUUUAAUACAUGGGAUAACCAGUUAUUUGACUGUGAUAGUCAUCUUUCUACUAUUGCUACUUUUUUCAUAACGUCUUUUAACUUGCAUUAUGAAAAUGCCCUGGAUGAUGUAAUUUAGUAUCACUGUUUGUUCAGAUUUUAGCAGAAGGUUGAGGCAGCUUAUAGUUCACAGACUAUACUCUGUGGACCCAUAGGCUUUUGUUAAAAUCUUAAAAGUUACCAGUUCAAUUUAUUCAAUAAUAAAGUAUUCGUAAAGAUGCACA
Hemicordylus capensis (graceful crag lizard) is the source of this 4960-nucleotide messenger RNA. It is a transcript of the gene THSD1, whose product is annotated as thrombospondin type 1 domain containing 1. The record is from RefSeq and is a predicted model, not a curated record. The transcript is spliced from 5 exons. NCBI's taxonomy places the organism in Eukaryota, Metazoa, Chordata, Lepidosauria, Squamata, Cordylidae. Bases 698 to 3265 code for a protein of 855 amino acids. Gene Ontology annotation, cellular component: cell periphery.